Ambispora leptoticha is the source of this 675-nucleotide messenger RNA. Lineage: Eukaryota; Fungi; Glomeromycota; Glomeromycetes; Archaeosporales; Ambisporaceae. The record is from the annotation of a GenBank genome assembly.
AUGCUCCCAUUGAGAUGGAAAAAGACUGAUACAAACACAGAUGCAUCAAUAAUGGAAUUAUAUUGGUUCAAUCAUCCUCAAGGAUGUGCUUCUCUUGUCGAGAAUGAUCCAUCUGACAAACGACUUGAUAUUUCAUCUAAGCCUGUCACUGCUAAAAACACUGCAACUAACGCUCCAGCGCCUGUCACUCCUAAGACCACUACUUUUAACGCUCCAGAACCUGUCACUCCGACAUCUAACGCACCACCUGUCACUCCUAAGGCCACUGCAGCUAACGCUCCAGUGCAUGUCAUUCCUACUCCGGAAGUUGUCACUUUUAAGUCCUCUAUAUCUAACUCUCCAGAACCCAUAAUCACAGAUACAAAUAAUGAGAAUUUAUCAAAUAAUAACACAAAUAAAAUUUCAGGAAAUCUUCUUGAAUCCUCUGUCAUCGAUGGAUCAAAAACUAGUUUAAUAACAACAGUAACUCCAACUACUACGACGCAAAUGCCAGGAACCGUCAUCAGCUUUACAGUUAAUGCAAGUCAACCAGCCAGUACUCCUACUUCUAUUGCUUCUACUCAGAAAGUUGGUAAUGCAGGCGGAGCAUCUUCGAAUGCUGAAAAAAAUAAUGAUUUUAAAAUUUUGAGGAAUGUUGUAGUUGGAUUGGCAAUGCUUGUUGGCAUGGGAUUUUGA